GUUUCACCUUGAGUUUACCGGAGGUUACCACCGGAGGUUAUCCAGACUACCCAUGCCUUCACCUUGCGACGCAUUGUUUCUCUGCAAGGUGGAAGGCCAUAGCGGGCGCAGCUCUGUUGGUUCUGGCAGUGGCUUCAUCCAGCCUUGCUGCCACAGCCCCGCCCGCUGUGCUGCAGAAUUCCAAGAGUUCAGAACUGAAACCGGUGUUUCCUGGGAGUGUCCAAAUUCCAAAAGAGGCUCCCAUCUCUCGGGUAGUGGGUACCGCGCUACUGAACGAAUUGUGCAGCAAAAAGUGAGGUAUGGCAGAGGCUACGGCAAGCACCCCUUUCUUGUCCGGACCUGGGGCGAGAUCCGACGGCUGCUGAAGAGCAGACCUUCGAGGCAGAUCCCGGGCCAGGUGGCAAGACCCACAAAGAGGGAGGAAUUGCUGCGACGAGAACUGAUUGAGGGACGUGUUCCAGAUGUGGAGGAGCUGAACAGGAUAGUGCAGGUAUUUGCUCAACGAGCACGCCAAGAAGUCCGCUAUCCACUGAUGAUUCAGCGAAAGGAAUAUGCCAAGCGUGCCAAGGGCUGGGCCUGGGAGAUGCUGCUCAACGAUAUGGUGCCAAGCAGACAUACCUACAAGUUGUUGAUCCUGGCCUUUGGCGCGACUGGACAUCAUAGUGCCGCGCGCUGGUGGAUUGAUUGGCAGAAGGAGGCCUAUGGCAAGGCCACUAGUCGCUUUGAGAUGAACUGUCUCAUAGAGGCUUUCGCGAAAGCAGGAAGAUCUGCAGAGGCAAUUCGGCAUUUGCGAGAGAUGUCAAAUCUUGGCCUCAAACCUGAUGCAAGAAGCUUUGCAAGUGUCAUCAAAGCCUGGGAACACAUUGGAAAUCGGUACGAGAUGUUGAGAUGGCUGAAAUUGUAUCUCAGAGCAGAACGAAUGAAUGUGACUGGAGACCUGAUGGACCCACGAGAUGCUGGGCUUCCCUACUACGCCAUGGCUGAAUCCUAUGUCAAGGUGGCUGAUGCAGUUAGAACCAUGAGCUUGCUCAAGGCAGUGAAAGACAAGGGUGUGCCCCUGACCAUUGAGGCGUACCGCCUGCGAUUAGACGUUUUGCUGCGCGUUCGUGGCAAUCGGCGAUCCGUGGAUCAAAUCCACCGUGCUUUGGUAGAUUUUGUGGCGAAUUGGCCAAAGACUGGGCCAAUUUUUUCACAAGAUCUCUACGAAAGAUGUUGCAGUGUCCUUGGGGAAGAACGAGUUGUAGGAAUCUUCGCGGUGCAUACUGAGAACGGUGGCGAAGGUUUGGUUCAGCAGGACACCCCACAAAAGGAUGCCUACCAGCAGUGGCAAUUGGCCAACUUAAAUGUUGCUAUCAGCAGAUCGCUCAAACAUGGAGCGAUUUCUGGCACAUCGCUGCUGGUGGGGAGAGAGGAUGACGAUGACACCUUUGUGAAGAAAAGGGCCGCGCGUGGACCCAUGGAGGUUCCAGACAUCGACCAGGGCUUCCGUGUCCUUAAGAGAAAAGCUGGAAAGCAGGGCUUGCCGGAGUGGAUGGGACUCAGGAAGCCUAUCCGAUACGGCACUGCCACCACGCCAAGUUCGAAAGACUGA
This is a messenger RNA of Cladocopium goreaui, 1591 nucleotides long. The record is from the annotation of a GenBank genome assembly. NCBI's taxonomy places the organism in Eukaryota, Dinophyceae, Suessiales, Symbiodiniaceae.